AUUGUGAAUGAUGGGGGCUCGGGGUGGUUUGUGCCCUGGGAGAGGCAUCUAGCAGUAAUCCCACUCUAGGCCCCUCUCUUUCCAAUGGUACGUUCGCCCCUCUAUCUGGCUGAGUCCUGCAGACUUUCCUUUUUUUCUCCCUUCAUGGUUGUUUUCCUCUUUUUCUCCACAGUCCCUAUCUUGCAUAUUCCCAACUUUGUCAGGCAAAUCUAUCCCUUUGGAACUCACGUUUACAGCAAACUUCCAAAAACUGUCAGAGUCCCAUUUAGUAGUUGAUGGUCAAAGCAGAACCAUCUCUGCAACCCUCCAGAAUUCGGUCUGGGACCUUCUACGUUAGAAUAGAAAAACCCAACCUUAUCUGAAGAUGGGAAGAGAGAACUGGAGGUUAGGGAAAGAAAUAAAAAGGAGGGAAGAAGGGAAAGUCUUAAGCUAGAGAAAAUGCAAAGCCUUUGAAUGUGAAGGGAAAAGGCAUCCAUUCCCCCCGAGAGAAGGAGACAGAAUACAAACCUGGACUGGGCUGAGCAACAGGGAGCCUCUGGAGCAUGUGUCACUCAUCUCUUUCUUUGAGGCUCCAGGCAGUCACACAGGGUCCAUCUUGACUGAAUAAGGGGUGGGGAAACGAUAACAGUUGUAUCUUCUCCACCUCCAUGUCUAGGCUGUUUUAGGAAUCCUUUCAAUCUACUCCUUAUCCCACUUCCUCAGAGUCCUCAUCACUCACGCUGAGGAAUGAUUGUUUCUGCCCUUCUUCUUUCCAGCAGAUAUCUCUCAAGCACCUGACGAUAUCAUAAGCCGGGAGUGUGGGACAUCUCUUAUGCAGAGUUCAGCCUUGGUGAAACAUGAGCGAUUACACACAGAACAGGAACCAUACAGAUGCCCGGAGUGUGGAAAGUGUUAUCCUUUCAGUUCACAAUUGAUGAGGCACAAAAAGCUUCACGCAGGAAAGAAAGGGCACAAGUGCCAGAAAUGUGGAAAAUGUUUUACUCAGAACACACAACUUAUAGACCACUGGAGAUCCCACACAGGAGAGAAGCCAUACCAAUGCCAGGAGUGUGGGAAAUGUUUUAGUUACAGUUCAGACUUGCUGAGACACAAAAGACACCACACAGGAGAGAAACCAUACCAAUGCCAAGAGUGUGGGAAAUGUUUUGCUGACCAUUCGACCUUGGUGAGGCAUGAAAGACUCCACACAGGAGAGAAGCCAUACCAAUGCCAGGAGUGUGGGAAAUAUUUUGCUGACUGUUCAGCCUUGGUAAGCCACAUAAUAGUCCACACAGGAGAGAAACCAUACCAAUGCCAGGAGUGUGGGAAAUGUUUUGCUCUCAGUUCACAUUUGGUGAGGCACAAAAGGGUCCACACAGGAGAGAAGCCAUACCAAUGUCAGGAGUGUGGGAAAUGUUUUAGUUACCGUUCAGACUUGGUGGGCCACAAAAGACUCCACACAGGACAGAAGCCAUUCCAAUGCCAGGAGUGUGGGAAAUGUUUUGCUGGCCGUUCAGCCUUGGUGAGGCACAAAAGAGUCCACACAGGAGAAAAACCAUACCAAUGCCAAGAGUGUGAGAAAUGUUUUGCUGGCCGUUCAGCCUUGGUGAGGCACAAAAGAGUCCACACAGGAGAGAAACCAUACCAAUGCCAAGAGUGUGAGAAAUGUUUUGCUGACCAUUCAGCCUUGGUGAGCCACAAAAGACUCCACACAGGAGAGAAACCAUACCAAUGCCAUGUGUGUGGGAAAUGUUUUGCUGACCGUUCAGCCUUUGUGAGCCACAAAAGAUUCCACACAGGAGAGAAACCAUAUCAAUGCCAGGAGUGUGGGAAAUGUUUUUCUCACAGUUCAGCCUUGUUGAGGCACAAAAGACACCACACAGGAGAGAAACCAUACCAAUGCCAAGAGUGUGGGAAAUGUUUUGCUGACCAUUCGACCUUGGUGAGGCAUGAAAGACUCCACACAGGAGAGAAGCCAUACCAAUGCCAGGAGUGUGGGAAAUAUUUUGCUGACUGUUCAGCCUUGGUAAGCCACAUAAUAGUCCACACAGGAGAGAAACCAUACCAAUGCCAGGAGUGUGGGAAAUGUUUUGCUCACCAUUCAGCCUUUGUGAGGCACAAAAGACUCCACACAGGACAGAAGUCUUAGAAGUGACAGAAGUUUGAGAAAUGUUUUGCUUUCCCCACACCUACAAAAAAACUACACAAAGGAUAGAAAGGUUAAAAGAUCCAGAAGUAUGGGAA
Molecule: messenger RNA, 2223 nt
Organism: Anolis sagrei ordinatus
Lineage: Eukaryota; Metazoa; Chordata; Lepidosauria; Squamata; Anolidae
Source: RefSeq, a predicted model, not a curated record